Molecule: messenger RNA, 1704 nt
Organism: Oncorhynchus tshawytscha (Chinook salmon)
Lineage: Eukaryota; Metazoa; Chordata; Actinopteri; Salmoniformes; Salmonidae
Product: AMSH-like protease
Exons: 12
Coding region: 222-1535 (437 amino acids)
Biological process (GO): protein K63-linked deubiquitination
Cellular component (GO): endosome; membrane
Molecular function (GO): K63-linked deubiquitinase activity; protein binding; metal-dependent deubiquitinase activity
Source: RefSeq, a predicted model, not a curated record
GCUGUCACCAACACCACGGCGCCGAUGCUAUCAUAGGAGGACUGGAUGACAAUCUCUUUCGCCUAUUAGGACAUUGGAUUUGAAAGACAGCUUUCAGCCAUUUUAUCAUCGAAGUUGUACUACUUAGCUAGUGCCAGGUGCAUCAGCUUACCAAAGCAUACAGGAAGCACACAGACAAGUCUCAGUUUGAGAGAGUGGGCUAUAAUCUUGGGAGAUGACGGAUGGACACAUUGGGAAGAUUGGAACCUGUGACCCUGCAGUCUAAAGACACCAUGGAACAAGGCUUCAGCUUCAGCACACUGAAGAAGCUGGCAGCCGAGCCGGACCACACGGACGUGAGCCUGACGGCGGCAGAGCGCGUGCGGGCCCUCAGCAAGAUGGGCUGCAGCAUCGAGAUCAACGAAGAGAUCACGCCACGCCGCUACUUCCGGUCCGGGGUGGAGAUGGAGCGCAUGGCCGCCGUGUACCUGGAGGAGGGCAGCCUGGAGAAUGCCUACGUCCUCUACAACAAGUUCAUCACUCUGUUUGUCGAGAAACUUCCCAGUCAUCGAGACUACCAGCAGUGCAGUGUGCCUGAGAAACAGGUGAUAAUAAAGAAGUUGCAAGAUGUCGCAUUUCCGCGGAAAGAUCAAUUGAAGAAGCUCCUCCACGAGAAGUACAACAAGGAACAAACAGAGUAUCUCAAAAGUCAGAGCCAGGCGGUGGUGGCGGAUUGCUGCGGCCAGCAGCUGCAGAAGAUGUCUCUGGUUGAGCAGGAGAGGCAGAGGGUGGCGCAGCUGCGCAGGAUGCAGAUGGAGUCGGAGCAGUUCCGCUACUUCGAGGACCAACUGCGUAGACAGGAGCUGGCCAAUCGCAGAGACGAGGCGGUCGCUAAAGUGCCUGAACAAACAGACGGGGCCUGCCUGUCCCACUCCUCCAAGAACCAUGUUCAUCUCGACCCAAACCGCAAUAAACAGCUUCUCCCCAGCAGCAAGCCAGCAGCUACACUGGCUGGCGUACAUAAUCAACGGGUUGAGGGCCUGAGGCGGGUGGUCAUUCCUAGAGACCUGACCUACAGGUUUCUACUGCUAGCCGACAGUAACACAGCCAGGGGAAUAGAGACAUGUGGGGUACUCUGUGGAAAACUGACUCAAAACGAGUUCAUGCUGACCCAUGUGGUGGUGCCCAAACAGUCAGCCGGCCCAGACUACUGUGAUAUGGAGAACGUGGAGGAGCUCUUUAGUUUCCAGGACCACCACAACCUACUGACUCUGGGCUGGAUCCAUACCCACCCCACCCAGACGGCCUUCCUGUCCAGUGUUGACCUGCAUACACACGGCUCCUACCAGCUCAUGCUGCCUGAAGCCAUCGCCAUCGUCUGCUCGCCCAAACACAACGAUACGGGGGUGUUCAGACUCACCAGCUCUGGGAUGGGGGAGGUCGCUGGCUGCAGACUGAAGGGCUUUCACCCACACUCCAAGGACCCGCCGCUCUUCAGCAUCUGUAGGCAUGUUGUUAUAAAGGACUCGAAAAUAACAGUGCUGGACCUCCGGUGACAGCGAGGGGAAGACAAGACACCCACAACCCUCACCAUCACAAACUGGAACUCCUAUUUAUUUUUUUAUUUAACCUUUAUUUAACUAGGCAAGUCAGUUAAGAACAUAUUCUUAUUGACAAUGACAGGCCUACAGUGGGUUAACUGCCUUAUUCAGGGACAGAACGACA